GCAAUGGAACUCUGGGCAGACAGGCUGGCUAGGGCGGCGGCCCAGGGCCGCGAGCACGAGGUUCUGGCUCUGCUGGAAGCAGGGGCUUUGCCCAACGUUCCGAACUGUUUCGGUCGCACCCCGAUUCAGGUGAUGAUGAUGGGCAACGCCAAAGUAGCCAAAUUGCUGCUGCUCUACGGUGCAGAGCCUAAUUGCGAGGAUCCAGCCACCCUCUCCCGACCCGUGCACGAUGCAGCGCGGGAGGGCUUCUUGGACACCCUGGUAGUACUGCACCAGGCGGGUGCGCGGCUGGAUGUGCGUGAUGCCUGGGGUCACCUGCCGAUAGACCUGGCCCUGGAACAGGGUCAUCACGAUGUUGUGAGUUAUCUGCUUGCAGCUCAGAACGACUCCCAAGGCAGCGGGCCAGCAAGCAUAGCUUCUGCUCAAGCACCCCCAGACCACCCAUAAAGUCUGGCUAAGUUCCUCAUCUCACUCGUCCAGUUCUCUUCCUUG
Molecule: messenger RNA, 492 nt
Organism: Microtus ochrogaster (prairie vole)
Lineage: Eukaryota; Metazoa; Chordata; Mammalia; Rodentia; Cricetidae
Product: cyclin-dependent kinase inhibitor 2A-like
Biological process (GO): regulation of G1/S transition of mitotic cell cycle; regulation of cyclin-dependent protein serine/threonine kinase activity; negative regulation of cell population proliferation
Cellular component (GO): cytoplasm; nucleus
Molecular function (GO): protein kinase binding; cyclin-dependent protein serine/threonine kinase inhibitor activity
Source: RefSeq, a predicted model, not a curated record